ACCCACCUCCACCGCCGCACUAAACCCCAAGCUUCCCUCCCUUGUCACUUCUCCGACGACGCUCCCUCUCUCUGCACGUCCGCCGAAGCUAGCAGCAGCUUCUCAAAGCCUGCUCUGUUCUGCUCUGCUCACUGCCGCUGCGUCGAUCGAGCUCUCGUUCUCGUAGAGACACGUACCAGCCGCUCCAUGGAUCUGCUGAACCCGGAGCAGAUCUCGGAGUUCCGCGAGGCGUUCGCGUUCUUCGACAAGGACGGCGACGGCUGCAUCACGGUGGAGGAGCUGGCGACGGUGAUGGGGUCGCUGCAGGGGACGCGGCCUAGCGCGGAGGAGCUCCGCGAGAUGAUCCGCGACGCCGACGCCGACGGCAACGGCACCAUCGACUUCGCCGAGUUCCUUGGCCUCAUGGCGCGCAAGACCGCCGGCGCCGGAGGGGACGGCGACGGCGCCGACCCCGACGAGGAGCUCCGCGAGGCCUUCAAGGUCUUCGACAAGGACCAGAACGGAUACAUCUCCGCCACCGAGCUGCGGCACGUGAUGAUCAACCUCGGCGAGAAGCUGACGGACGAGGAGGUGGAGCAAAUGAUCCGGGAGGCGGACCUCGACGGCGACGGCCAGGUCAACUACGACGAGUUCGUCAGGAUGAUGAUGCUCUCCGACGGCCACGGCGGAGGCCACGCCGGAGCCGCCGCCGUCACCCAACACCAAUGAAUCCGUCCGGUCCGUCCAUCUCUACGGCGGCGGCGGCCGGCCAUAUGUAGCUAGCAGGCUAGCGUUCCUUUUCCAUCCCAUUCCCAGCCUCCAUUUUCUUCUCCGAUGGAGCAUCUCUCUCUCCCUCUCUGUAGUUCUCGUGUUCCUUCAACGAUUAUUCAUUGUCUGUAGCUGAUGAUUAAUCAACGAUUUAUUGAUCGACUCGUCAAAGGAUGACGACUGGUGAUUGAUUAA
Molecule: messenger RNA, 942 nt
Organism: Setaria italica (foxtail millet)
Lineage: Eukaryota; Viridiplantae; Streptophyta; Magnoliopsida; Poales; Poaceae
Product: calmodulin-like protein 5
Exons: 2
Coding region: 187-708 (173 amino acids)
Molecular function (GO): enzyme regulator activity; calcium ion binding
Source: RefSeq, a predicted model, not a curated record